UAAGUGAAUUAUGACCAUUUUAAAAUAUUAAUAUUUUACAUACCCACAUAACUCACUUAAAAAUUUAAACGUCAUACUUAUAAAAAAACCGACGAAAAAACACAACAGAUAAUGCUCUUACAUUUAAGACUUAAGUUAAUGACACAAAAUUGAACUGCUGGAAGUGCAUUUUGAAACCUGUAUUAAUCGUUUGGAAGAUGGAGACAAUUUUGUCAAUACAUAUUGUGUUGGUAUGAAGUCCUCUUAAUUGUAAAAAUAAUGUUUUUUUCAGAAAAUAGUUAUCAUUACAAAUUCAGGAAAAAAAAUGAUACCAUUCAAACUGUUAACAAGCAACUUAUGGUUUCACUACGAUUACAACCCUAGAUGUCCGCUUGCACCGGGUAUGAACGCCAAACUUACUAUAACAUUUAAAUGUACGUCGAUGGAAGAUAAAUACGAACUGAUAUCAUUAAUGACGGCAGAGAAUAAAAAAACUAACAUUCUCGUCGGAGCGGUAAACGCGUCACCAAUACUUCACUAUACUCUAGAGUGCUAUGAUGACAUGAAAACCACAGACUGUAAAAAACUAUCUCUUCUAAAACCAUCAAGUGUCUGCUUCUUCGAGUGCAAUGCUUGUCUAGUGGGUGCUCGUAAGACUACGAUCAUCAAGAUAAAAAACGUUGGACGAUCAUCAAAAUUUAUUUUAGUUCCCGAAGACGUAUGGUAUACAAAAUCAGUUGAAGACGUUGAAUGGAAGCGAACAAUGAUUUUAGGUGCAUUUACAAUCACACCGUCAAUAUUCGAGAUUGAUUUUGAACAGACAAUGGAACUCACUGCUGUAUUCGAGCCACGUUUGUCAUCAUUUUACGUAUGUCUCUACUUUAUUUUAAUUUUAAAGUUUGAACUUUCAAAAUUUCAGAGAAACUUUAACGAUUUAAAUAAUAAUUAAUAAUACUAAUAACAUUAAUAUAAUAAUAACUACUCAUACAACUGCUUAUUCACUUGUGGAACAAAUAUAAACGUGGAACAAUGCGAAACAUUUUGUCAAUAUCUAACAAAACUACUAGGUCCAUAUAUUGUAAAUAGCUUAAUAAAAAUUUUAGUCAGGUGGGGAGUGUGCUGUGCGACGUUUGAUUUAUAUAACUUAUAUAUAAUAUUAUUAUCUGAAAUAAUGUGUUUGUCAAAGAGUCGUCAGCGCUGCACUUAAAAAAAUAUAUAAUACAGUCCAUUUCAAGGAAUCAAAUCGGAGCGUAUUUUAUAUAUGUAUUCCUGUUUGGUCCAUGAGCAGUAAUCCGAUUAACCUUUUUAAAAUUAUUAGUAAGACAAACGAGGUAUUUUUGUUAAAAUAAAAAAUAAAUGAUAAAGUUUGAAUUCCAGUAGUCUUACAGCUCCGAAAUGUCCAAACCUUGUAGGCGCUAUUAUAAAUUUAUAUAUGUUUGUCUUAAACGAACUUACUAACAAAGAUAUAAAAUAAAAAAACCUUCUAAAUAAACAUACAAUUUAAGAAGGCGCUACACCCACAUGCAUUGUCUCUCUCUGACAAACGCAUAACAUAGGUAGCAAAUUGUACGUUCUGAAUAAUCUGUUUAACUCUGUUAUGACUAAUAUUGGAUCGAAUUGACCAAUUAUAAAAUAUAGAAGUAAGAAUGUUAUCUAGUGAACAUCGUAGGUUUUUUUAGACUUUAAUUUUAAAGCAAGUUAUGAGUAUUUUAAAAUAAACAAUUUACAGUUUUAAAGUAGAGUUAAAUGGAUUAUCCAGAACGUACAAUAUUUGCCAUGUUAGGCAUUUGUAAGACGGAGACAGCGCAUGCGUAGCGUCUUCUUAACAUUAAUUUACUUCCAAUCAGAAACAAGUAAUUACUGUUUUCAUAAAAUAAGACCUAUCUAAAAUAUAUAAUGAUAAUUAUUUAUAUAAAAAAAAAGAUAACCAUCAGAAUCUUAAUAAGUAAGGUAUUCAUAUUGAAAAUAUGUCACAAUUAAAAUAUAUUAUAAACUAAGAACUUUUAAAAUAAAAACAAUCGUUUGUUUCAAAUCUCGUAUUUUUUGCGAUGGUUAAAUCGAUUUUGUAGUUAAUUAUAGUGGCCUGAAAAAAGUUAAGAUUUUUUCUGAAUAGUAUUUAAUAAUAUUCGCUUGACAAAAUACACAAAUAUAAUUUGAAAUUAAUAGAUUUAAUGUUUAACAUAAAAAGCUAUAAAAAAAAAAACUUUAUGAAUCUAAGAUUUAGUAAAAAUACCUUACACUGUGUAAACAAUAAAACACUAACAAUUAAACAAACGGUUUUUUUUUUUUUCAGGAAAUUAAAUGUUUCCAUAGAUAACAUGGUCGUGCUUAAUUAGUUUUUAGAGUCAUAAAUCUUAAGUUCAGUCGGUAAUUCAAUUUAGUUGAAACAUUUUACAGUGCGUACCUCUUGAGCUGAACUACAAGCAUACAAUUUAUGAUCAAAUCCCAUUUAAUUUUACAAUUAUUUCAAUACUAUCGGUUUGAAAAUUAGUAUCAUUAUUACUUUUGAUUAUAUAUUUUAAUAUUCGAAUUACGUCAGCCAUUUUUAGUUAAGCACCGUGAUCAUUUGAUAAGUAUUUGGUUUUAUUUUCAAAUGUAAUACUAUAUAGUGUUGACCUGUAAUUUUCAAGCAUUUAUUUGAAAUAUUAGUACUUUGAAGUUCAGUAUGUUCUCGAUAAAAUAACAAUGAAAGCCCCAUAAAAAUCUUUUAUUUGUCUAAAUAUAAUAAGUUAUUACUCGUUUUUCAAUAACUCAAAUUUUGUUUGUCCCCUUAGGCUUUCCACUUAUGGGAUUCGAAGGCGUAUUGACUAUUAUAAUAUGCUUUUUCCUCAAAAGUUAUGGUUAGAAACUUGUUAAUAUUACUAUUAUUAUUACUAUGACUCCUAUUGGCUUUAUAAUAUUAUUCAUCCCUUAUUUCGUUUCUAUUCAGAUCAAUGUCGUAUGUUGUACGUGUCUAUUUUAUGAAAUAUAUCCUCAUUACAUUAAAAAUACACACAUAUUGUUUCGCCGGUCUUACAUGUAGAAGCUAUUUACAUUUGGCACAUGUUCAAACGCCAUUGAGAUGUUUCUAUCUACUUUGACUUUGUUUACACGUCGAGUGCUUACAUAAUAAUAGUCAUAUCCACAUGCUUACCGCCUGUUCCGUUACAUAACUUUUCCAAAGAUGAUCUUUCAUCUCGAACCUGAGUUGACUGUAUUGUUACAUAUGAAUAAUAAAAAUAAAAGUUUUCUCGGUUAUCCAGUCGAGAUUAAUCCCAAGUAUUCGUUCUAUAUUUGUCUUUGCAAAUGCUCGUAUGGCAAUAACGGUUCUAUCCGUGUUCCCAGGUGUGCCGGGAAAUUAUUUGAAACUUUAAGACGUCUGAUUUUUGUAAUACGCUGUGGAAUGGUCUAUAUUAAAGUCGGUCCUUUGCGUCCGUUAAGACAUUAAGAACCUGCGUCGUUCUGUUUUAGUGUGAACCAAACCACUAUAAAAGCAAAACCCCACACGCACACACACAUACAUUUAGACAAAGAAUGAUGGAUACUGUACAAAGUUGUAAAACGUUUACCGCUUACGUUCGCCUCGAGUUAUACUGAAACGUUUUGUCGUCGCACUCGGGUUCGAAGACACCUAAUUCGCCCACGUGAAUCCGUAGCAAUAAAUGUACAUAAUAAUCUACACAUUAUAUAUAGAGACUGUAAUAAUAAAGUUAUACCGAUCGUUGGGAGGGAUGUGUCACGUUCACCACGGCGUGGCGUGCCAAUUGUCUCGGUCGAAGACGCGACGCGCCCUGCCCCGCGAUGAACCGCGCAUUCCCCCCCCCACACCAUCGACCCUCUCAACCAAACAAAAAUCGAUAACCAACCAACGUAUCCGACGUUGUGUUUUUUUGGGUUCGCAGUGUACCAGAUUUAUAAUCGUGUCGGACAAUUCGUGCGCGCAAGAAGUGAACGUGUUUGGCGAUGGUCAGAUGUUUGGCGCUCGGAGCGUACGACUCACGGUAAGAAGCAGGACGUGGCGGUGGGCAGGGACAACGAAACCGCUACAAAGCUACCUAACCAUAUACCGUCCACCGGCGUGUGUGUAUGUAUAAUAUUUUUACCUUUACUGCCGUAUAGGGACUGGGUUUGCUGUGCACCGAGGCGAAGGCAGGAAGUUACGUGCUCGACAUGGGAAAAAUUGGCGAGGUCGUCCGGUACGUGUACGCGAAAAACACGAGGUACAGCCAAACGCGCUAACGGAUAACCCCACGCGACCGGCACGACGACGGUCAUUUAGCGAUAUGUAUGUGUGUAGGUAUGUGUGUGUGUGUGUGUGUGUGUGUGUGUGUGUGUGUGUGUGUGUGUGUGUGUGUGUGCUUGUGUUUUGCGUGUGUAUAUAAUCGUCGUAAAAUUUCGGAUACUAUGAUACAAUUAUUAUAAUAUUAUGUUUUUCUAGAACCGAUUCCCGUGUAGUCGCAUGAGCUGGGGGGCAUUAGGAUCUAGUGGAUGGAUGCAGGUGUGUGUGUUUGUAUUUGACUUGAGAAAAUGGAUGGAACGCACGUGAUAAAGUUAAAACCUCGCACAGCGUGUAUAGGUAUACUGUGCACCCCGGUAUACCACUCGCGUGUUCCCUGCAGGCGGACCACAGUAAAUUUUAAAGCGAUCGCUAAUCGCAAUUCCAAACAAGAAUGUAUAGUAAUAACACGGCACAUACGACACGAAAACCAAAACGGUUAUAGGUACGCUGUAUGCACACGUUAUAUAGGUAUUGUUGUUAUAUUAUAAUGUCAUGCAAUGAGAAAUAUGUGUUGUUUGAAAGCGUGGUUUUAAUCAAUCCAACACAAUCGCCGUUUAACAAACGUGUAAGCGACGUUUAUUACGUCGGAAAACUACUUAUAUAUUAUAUAUUUAUACACCCCUACACGUUUAAAUUUUUAAUGAAGAAUCAAUUUUUUUUUAUUUUUAUCCAUCCCGUAUAUUGGUUUAAUUUGUUACGUCAUCCAAAGUUAUGGCGGUACGACGAACAAUAUUUACUAUAAUAAUCUAAGUUUGUACCUAUAUCCCCAACACCCGCAAUUUAAUGAUAUAAACUCAGAACCGCAGAACCUAUACGAAUAAAAUUAUAUUACGUGUAUAAAUAUGGAUAAAAUUAGGUGUGCAGUCUAACGUACAAAUAUGUGAACUCUGAAUCGCUAAUAUUUGGUGUUGCUUUGUAAUCCGAAGACACAAAAGCCAGCAUUGAAAAUACUAUCUUCCGCGUAUAAAAUAUCGGCAUCGAUUUUGAGCCACUUACAAAGUAUAUUUUUUUUUAUUGUUCAAGAUGAGAAAAAAUUAAAUCUUGUGGACUGUAGAUGAAUUGUACGUAGUAGAAAUCAAAAUGAUGUUCUGUUUUUGACAUGACGAAAAAAAAUAACGGCUGUGAUAUAUUUUAAAAGGGAAACUGAAUAGAUAAAAUAUAAAUACAAUGUCAAAACAAGACGAAGUUUUCCUGGUUUUUUCUACCACAGUCGUCGUCAUAAUAUUAUCUUAAUCAACAAAUUGCCAUGUUUAAUAAUUGGAGAACCAAUAUGAUGAAAAAAAAACAUUAUUAUUACAUUUUUCACCAAGAUAAAUAUUAU
This is a messenger RNA of Acyrthosiphon pisum (pea aphid), 5558 nucleotides long. RefSeq lists its product as uncharacterized. Gene Ontology annotation, biological process: negative regulation of cell population proliferation. The transcript has 3 exons. Gene Ontology annotation, molecular function: tubulin binding. Gene Ontology annotation, cellular component: cilium; cytoplasm. NCBI's taxonomy places the organism in Eukaryota, Metazoa, Arthropoda, Insecta, Hemiptera, Aphididae. The record is from RefSeq and is a predicted model, not a curated record. Bases 305 to 928 code for a protein of 207 amino acids.